UUACAGCCUUGGAGGAUGGCCAGUUUAGGAGAAAUGAAUAUCAACACUAGUACUGGUAAAUGGCAGCAUGUGGAGGUGAAGGGACUUGUGAACCCAUCCAGAUUUUGGACACAUAUUCAUGCUGAUUCCAUGUUGCCAGAGGACAAAGAAAAAUUGAACAGCAUUGCAGAAGCAUUGAGGAACAGAUUUGAAAAGUGCCUUGUUGAACCUCUAUCUACUAUUCUUUUGAGCCUGUUGAAAGACAAAAAGAGGUGUUUCUUCAAGAUGGUGGCUGUGAGGAAACUGCAUGACCAGUCAUAUCAUCGAGGUGUAAUUCAAGAUUGCUUGACCCCAUCCUCUCUUCCUAUGAAGUAUCGGGUUUUCUUAGUUGACACUGGAGAGACUGUGACUGUUCCUGCACACGAUAUUCGUGAGAUACCUAAACAUUUGCCAAGUUUUCCCCGUCAAGCAGUUUUGGUUCAGUUGCAAAGCAUCAAGCCCCAAACUAUGGAUUAUGUGUAUGAACCAUUCCCUCGCACAAUUUAUAAGAAAAGUGAAGAAUGGGAUCCAGGUGCCUGGUCUCUUGUAACUGGGUUGUUGAAGAAGGCCUCAGCUGUAUGGCUCUAUUCUUCAAAGCAAGAAGGUGAAGUUGAGUUGGGUGACUUGAAGCUGCAAAUCCCUGGAGAAGAUGAUGUUGUCCUUAGUGAAUAUCUCAUCAGGAAGAACGUGGCUUAUCUUGACCUGACCAGAACAAGUGAGGAUCAAGGAUCCAAGACUGAGAAAGUGAAUAUCUUAAAGACUUCAAACAUAUCUAUCGGCCCUGAUAUCACUGAACUUCUUCCCUUGUCAGAGACAUCCAAAUCCACUCUCAGACCUGAGGAGGAAUCAGCUUUGCAAGAUGAUGACCGUUCUUUGUCUUCCCCAUUGUACAACAUUGCUUCAAUGCAGUCCGAUAGCAACACCUUCCAUCUCUCUGAAGUAUUUGAUCUGAAUCUGGGUGCUAGCCAGAGUCAAGAAACUCAUAGUGAGGCAGUAGUAGAAGUGAAGACUCGGCAGGUACCUCAGAAAAAGGGCAGAGGGAAAUGGUCCAUGAAAGAACUUCCUUCAAAGCCAUUAAGGCCUGGUAGCACCAGCUCAUCUCCUGGAGCUCUGAUAGGACAAGGGAAUGUCAGUCCUUGGAGGCAGUCUGGAAAUGAUAGCUCUGACACCUCAGGUAGUGACAUAAUACCUGUGAUUGGAAGAGGGCAUGGGUGGAGUUCUCCAGGAGCCUCCUCACCAAAAAGCUCCAGUGAAAGGCUGUUGGUAAUAGGAAGAGGACAGUCCAUUUCUCCUGGCCAAGAACUCAAGCCAUUGCCCCUACUCAAGAAUCUGCCCCCUGCUUCAAGUGAUAGCUCUGGCACUUCAAAUGUAAAUGUUGUGAUACAACCACAGAAUCCUCUUCCAAUGGUGGGGAUGGGAGAAGUAGCUGAAUGUGAUAGUGUGAAGUCUGGCUCCACCAGUUCUGAAGGCAACUCCCUUUUGAUAUCUGGAAGUGGUUUAAUCUCAGGGGUCCCCCAAAUCCAGCAACCUCUUAACUGGGAACAGUUCAAGAUCAAUCGCAAUCCUGCUGAUUAUGCUGGGAAAGUGAAGUUUGCAUCAGAGAGUUCCACCAUGGAUUCUUACCUUCGGUAUGCUGCUAACAAAAAGAAAUUCAAGGCUCCAGCUCAGGAAAAUAAAGAUUCAGCAGAGGAUAAGCAUCUAGAGAAUGAAAUCACUGGUGAUAUUGGCAUGAGGCAAAUCAAGACAGAGGUGGAGAAUGAUAAGAAACCAAACAUGUUUAUGUCCCAGCAUGCUGCCAUGUUGGCUCUGCAGAUGGCAAAGAAUGCUACUGCUGCUGCAAACAAAAGUUGCACAACUAUUGCCCAAGAGGAGUCCAAUUCACCAAUGCUGAACCUACAGAAACAAGCAGCCAAUGAUACCCCAGAAUCUCUCAUGCUUCACUGUCUCAGCCCUCAAUCUUCGGAAAGGUCUGCAUAUCCAAAACCUCUGAAGGAAGAUGAAAUCAUGGCUGCUGAAGAAGAGGUGCAAUGGGAGGAGGAGCCAAUAGCAUCAUCAAGAAUCUUAUUGCAUGGGGAGACAAUCGUUGAAUCCCGUUUUCACUUUGGUGACAUGGAUGAAUGCCUUCGUGAGCAUUUGGAGGCAAUUGCAAUAAGAAAACCCACCACCAUGCAGGAGUACUUAUGGCCUGUACUUCUGCGGUCCAGGAACACUGUAGCCAUUGGCCCAGGCAGAUCUGGCAAGACUGUGGCAUACCUAGUGGCUAUUCUCUCUGAACUGAUGGAAGGAGAACUUUAUAAGAAGUUGCCCCUUGGGAAGGAGCCAGAAGUGGUGGUGAUUGCUCCAUCCUGGAAGAUUGUACUGGAGAUCCUGGACUUCUGUGAAGCUUUCACCUAUAAGCAUGACAUCAAAGUUUGCUGUGUUGCCUUCUAUGGUCAUAGGAUUAACUGUGAUGUCAAGACAAAGCUUGCAAAUGGAUGCAAUAUUCUCAUCUCCACUCCUCCAGCACUACUUCGACUCAUUUCGUGCAACAAUGGGCGCAUCACAAGCUUGCAGCGAGCAUGUCAUCUGGUGUUUGACCAUGCUGAUAUCUUGUGUACGAAUUUUUACUCUGAAGUGCGUGAAAUCAUCAAUCUUUUCACUGCUGCUAUGGAAUCUCGAGCAAAUCAACUUGUUGCUCAUCAGUUGAUUGCUGUCAGUCGCACAUGGGUCCCACCAUUUUUAGAUCUCCUAAAGGCCUUUGCAAUGCCCCAGCUCAUCAUUUCUUCUCCCAUAGAAGCUUCUAUUUAUGCACGGGUCAAUACUCGGGUGCAUGUUGUUGAUGAUGAGACAAAAGUAUCUUGUGUAACAGACCUCCUAAAAGGCAUCCGAGGUUCAGUGCGAGCUGUGGUCUUCUGCCAGAACCACAAGAUUGCUCACCAGUUAACAAAAGUCCUGAAGAAUGAAUGCCUUUCUGUCCUCUUCCUUCAUGAAAAACUUACUCUGGACAAUCCUCAAAGUGAGUACUGA
Messenger RNA from Darwinula stevensoni, 3024 nucleotides. NCBI's taxonomy places the organism in Eukaryota, Metazoa, Arthropoda, Ostracoda, Podocopida, Darwinulidae. The record is from the annotation of a GenBank genome assembly.